UUUUAUAUAAAACUCACCUUCCAUCAACCCAACCCACAAACCAUACAUUCCAUUUCUAUCAAACCCCACUCACCGGAAAACUAACAAACUCGCCGGAAACCACCCACUUCUUAUCAACAGUCAAGAAACACAUGGAUCUAAUUAAUUUCGAAGCAACCGAACUACGAUUAGGGCUGCCGGGCUCAACCGAUGACCAGCCGGAGAUAAAGUCAACAAUAUCACAUAAAACAAACAAAAGAAGCUCAUCGGAGAUGGUUUCGAGUGUCUCCGAUGAACACGAUUCAUCAAGAUCCCCACCACCCACCAAGGCGCAAGUUGUAGGGUGGCCACCGGUGAGAUCAUAUCGAAAAAACAUAUUUCAAGGGAAGAAAAAUGAUCAAGCCGAGACGGGUUCGGGGAUAUAUAUAAAAGUAAGCAUGGAUGGAGCUCCAUACUUGAGGAAGGUUGACCUAAAAGUGUACAAAAGCUAUGGAGAACUCAUGAAGGGUUUGCAAGAUAUGUUUAAGUGCAUUAUAGGGUUGUACUCUGAGAUGGAAGGGUACAAGUCUGAAUAUGCACCUACUUAUGAAGAUAAAGAUGGAGAUUGGAUGCUUGUUGGGGAUGUACCAUGGGAUAUGUUUCUUACUUCUUGUAGAAGACUUAGAAUCAUGAAGAGUUGUGAAGUUAUAGAGAGUUGAUUUGAGUGUUUUGUAUAGAGGGUUUUAUUUUUUUAUUUUCAAGAGAUGAAACCACAAAAAGAGAAAAUAAAAACUAGAUAUGUAUAUGUACAUGUAUAUAUGAUCAUGUAACUUUUUUUUUAAGAUUAUAUACAUCCUUAAAGUUUUUUGGAA
This is a messenger RNA of Helianthus annuus (common sunflower), 830 nucleotides long. RefSeq names its product auxin-induced protein 22D. The record is from RefSeq and is a predicted model, not a curated record. Gene Ontology annotation, molecular function: protein binding. The coding region runs from base 132 to 677 and encodes 181 amino acids. Gene Ontology annotation, biological process: regulation of DNA-templated transcription. Lineage: Eukaryota; Viridiplantae; Streptophyta; Magnoliopsida; Asterales; Asteraceae. The transcript is spliced from 2 exons. Gene Ontology annotation, cellular component: nucleus.